CGCGAGGGAUGCCGGGAAAAAGGAGGCGGUCUCUGUCAGCGGGGAAAGAGGGAAAAAGGCGGCGGCGAAGACGACUUGGGCCCGGCCUCUUCUGUCGCGCUCUCGGUAGAUCCGCCUCCGCUCCUCCCCACGCUACGGGCGGACUGUCGCCGUGGGAGAAGGAGUAAAGCCGGCUUGGGCUGCUCUCUGCCUCGAGCAGGCAGGUAGUUGGCUGCUAAGAGACUGAAAGGGGACCCCCCACGGCAGAUUUGCCCAGGUGCUGCAAUCUCAUACGUACUUUAGAGGCCUCGCCCCAUUGAACUCGGCUUAUUUUCAAGCAGACAUGCAGAGAAUUGGGCUUCACUACGGCAGUAUUUCCCUAUCAGAUUUCUGAUAGCCGAGAGAGAAUACUUGUUUUGUUCUCUUCUGAAACUGGAGCAGGAGCAUAUGCAGAGAAAACGAAACAAUCUCCGCUGAUGGGACCAGGAGUGCGCAGAAAUACUCUGCUGUAGCCAAUGCAGUCACCUGUGGGGUGCCCUCAUCAGAGGCUGAAGAGGCCAUGCAAGAACAGGGACUCACGCAGAGACAAAAACUUCAUUUUUUACUUGACAGAUGGACCCUAAGUAACACUGAAUGUUAUCUCUGGGAAUUUCAUAAGCUCUGCAGUGGCUGGGAUGUUGCGACAGAACGGUGGCGGCAACAAGCGUGGUUUAGGAUUAACCAAACUGUCUUCCUCCAAUUUCUUCACCAUCUCUAAUUCAGGAAACUGGGGGAUGGGGCGCAGCACCAAGAGCAGUUCUCUGAGCAGCAUUAGCUCCAACUCUGACUGCUAUGACAGCAUUGUUGUGGACCCAGAGUACAUCAUGCUGUUGGUGAAUGAUGUCAGAAAAUUUGCAGAUGUCCUACUUUAUUUGAGAGAAGCCAUUCUUUCAGAAGAAAAUCCAGAUUGUCUGCAUCAUGUUGUUCAUGAACGUUUGGGUGAGCUGCUGCGUGUCCUAAAGGCGAUAAUUAGCAAACACCAGAGUCUCAAUUCAGUUGACAUUCUGAGUGCUGCAGGAACAGUCAUUGCAAAAGUAAAAGCUGUGAACUUCAAGGAAGUGAAUGAGGACAACAAGCGAGAAGUCUUAAGUGAAAUAUUCUCUUCCAUUGACAUACUGGCAUUCACCUUUGGAAACAUAGUUUCAGACUUCCUUAUGGGAGAUGUAGACAAUGGCUCGGCAUUGGGUCUUCCUGUAUCUCGGCAGAGUCAGUCUUUUGAAAACCUUUCUGUAGAUUCUGGGGGAUCAUUGCAUGAAAGGGAUGACAUUCAAGGGACAGGGCACUUUAGAGCUGAAGAAAUUGAUAGUGUUCUCCUAAGAAGUGAUAAUGGAAUUGAAUCGGCUCUGUCCUAUGCUAAAGCAUGGUCAAAGUAUACGAAGGACAUAAUUGCAUGGCUAGAGAAAAAGCUUAACUUGGAAAUGGAGUGUGCUAAAAACCUGGCAAAAAUAUCAGAAACAGCUAAGGCUAUUGUUGGACCCCAGGAUUGCAUGCCCUUUCAUUCAAUAUUCACAAAUGCAUUCCAAAAUGACAUUGCGAACAGUCAGCUUUGGCAACAAACAUCAGUAGCUCUUCAGACCAAUAAAUUUGUUCAGCCACUCCUUGGAAGAAAAAAUGAACUGGAUAAACAAAGGAAAGAGAUCAAGGAGCUUUGGCAACGGGAACAAAAGAAAAUGCAAGAACUAGAAUCCACUGUGAGAAAAGCCAAGUUAGUAUAUAUUCAACGGCAAGAUGAAUAUGAAAAAGCAAAGUCAUCAACUGCUCGUGCUGAGGAGGAGCUUCUGAUCUCUACUGGGGUGAUUGUUAAAGACUCCAACAAACUAGAGAAAAAACGAAAGCUGGAAGAGGAGGCUCUUCAGAAAGCUGAAGAAGCCAGUGAACAUUUCAAAGCCAGCAUAGCUGAAGCGGAAGAAAAACGAAAUGAUCUGGAAAAUUUCAAAAGCGAUAUCUUAAUGCACCUGCGGGAACUUGUUUACCAGUGUGACCUUACACUUAAAGCUGCAACAGUUAAUCUGUUUCAGAUGCAGCAUGCCCAAGUUGUGUCUCUUCCAGUGAACUGUCAAUCUCUCUGUGAGAGUGCCAAGCUGUAUGACCCAGGACAGAAGUUCUCAGAGUUUGUGAAGAAUUUGCCAAAAGAUGAUGUUCCCAUUGAAUCGGGUUCCUUUGAAACUCAGAGCUCCCAGGUUGGAGGGGGUUUCAAUAAACAAUCAAACAAUGUCCGUGCAUCGCAAGGAAACUUAUCUCAGUGUUCAGGAGAUUUUCCUACUCAGUCACUAGAGGACCUUGGAAGCCCAACCUGUCCCCGCUCUCAAAAGAUUGGAGAAAAAAGAUCUUCUAGCAGCACAGAUAUCUCUGCUGUGCGAGGGCCACCACCAUUCAGAUCCUGGUCAGUUGGUAACCAAAGUGGAGGAAUGUGCAGUGAUUCUGAAAGUGCAGGAGGAAGCAGUGAGUCACGAUCUGUAGACUCGCCAUCUGCAAGCCCAGGUGACUUUAAAAGACGGCUUCCCCGAACACCAUCUACUGGCACCAUGUCCUCUGCAGAUGAUCUUGAUGAAAGAGAACCACCUUCUCCUUCAGACUGUGGUUUAAAUGAUCUAGCAACCGAAAUUGCCUGCUCACCUGGACCUUUUCGAAACACUCUUCUGUCUAAGGCAGCGCAGACACACAAACUGCGGAAGCUUAGAGCUCCAUCUAAAUGCAGAGAAUGUGAUAGUCUGGUGGUAUUUCAUGGAGCAGAAUGUGAGGAGUGUUCUCUUGCCUGUCAUAAGAAAUGCUUGGAGACUUUAGCUAUUCAGUGCGGGCACAAAAAGCUUCACGGAAGACUUCAUCUCUUUGGAGUAGAAUUUACUCAAGCUGCUAAAAAUACCCCUGAUGGCAUCCCUUUCAUCAUCAAAAAGUGUACCUCUGAAAUAGAAAGCAGAGCUCUGAAUGUGAAGGGUAUCUAUCGUGUGAAUGGAGCCAAAUCAAGAGUUGAAAAACUUUGUCAGGCAUUUGAAAAUGGAAAGGACUUGGUGGAAUUAUCUGAACUCUAUGCACAUGAUAUCAGCAACGUUCUUAAAUUAUAUCUUCGCCAGCUCCCAGAACCUUUGAUAAUGUUUCGGCUUUAUAAUGAAUUCAUUGGACUUGCAAAAGAGAGCCAGAAUAUUAAUGAAGAACUGGACAUGAAACAGAGGAGUCCAAGAUCCAAAAAAAGGCAGUCAGUAUGUAUUGAACUGAACAGGAUCAUUCUUAAAAUCAAAGAUCUACUGAAAUGGUUGCCUGCGCCAAACUAUAACACUCUCCAGUUUCUUAUAGGUCAUUUACUCAGGGUUACAGAACAAUCUGAUGAAAAUAAAAUGUCUGCCAGCAACCUUGGCAUUAUAUUUGGCCCAACUCUGAUCAGACCACGUCAGACAGAUGCUACAGUCUCUUUGUCUUCACUUGUGGACUAUCCAUAUCAAGCCAGGGUGGUGGAACUCCUCAUAACAUACUAUGAAAAGAUCUUUGACAUUUCACUGCAGCCUCUAUCACCUACAUCUCGUUCUGAAGAAAAUGCUUGUAGUACUAAAAUGUUUGUAUCGGUGGAAGAAAAAGAAUCAAAUCAGCAAAGGAAACAGUUCACCUGUAAUGCUGUGAAGGAAAGCAUCCAGUUAUCUCAGAAUGACGACAAAGAUUCAGAAACUGUUGUAUCACUUGAAGAACCAGAUGCUGGCAAAGAGAGGCACAGAAAUUCUGAUGGGUCAGUGACAGAAUGGAACCAUCAUCUUGGAACUAAAAGUCUUGGAAGGAAAAAUUCCCCUUCAGAUCAACCUUCUCCCUCAGUUUUGGAAAACCAUAUUCCAGCUACAAAAGAACCAGGCAACACUGUGGCUCCAUUUUCAGAUCAAGACAAUGAACAAUCUCUCCCUCAAAUUGAGGAUGGUGUUAAAGUCAGUCACUUGUUAAGACCUAAUCGUCAAAUUGCCAAAGUUCAACUACGCACUCAAAGAACAAAGCCAGUUGUUCGUCCUGUGAGUUUACCUCUAGGUCAAAUGCUUCCUCCAUGUGUUUUGAAUGAGAGAAACUCCCGAAACCCAGGGCUGAGCCCAGAAAAGUUUGGCAAAAGUCCUGUUAUUGAAGAGGUUUCUGACACACAGUCCCUUCCAGCUGUUAAUGCUGGCUGUAGGCUUUCUUGUUAUGACACACAGACUCUGAAAAAAACUUGGGACAAGCAAUAUAAACAGUACGACAUGACUGCAAGGACAGCAAUGAUUAUGACCAAUAUACCCCAGGAACACCGAACACAAGAGUCUGUAAAUACGUGUGCCUUACCGAUGCCUGGCAACCUCAUUAACAAUUCAGUCAACACUGUACUUCCCAGUAAGCCAUAUACAGUACCUGUCAGGACUGCACGGAUAACUACAGAAGUGCAAGCCCCAGACUUUAAUCCUCUUGCUGCUUUCAGAACGCAGAGAACUUUGCAACCACCACCAGGAACAUUCUAUAAACCACCGCUCAAUAAUAAGGCCAAACAAAACGACGACAGCUCCGCCAUUAAACCCGCUGCAGUAGUUGUCAAAGAUGAGACUCCAAACCCAGUGGCAAAUCCUGUGCUUGCCCAGGGCUCCUUGAGCUCAUCUAGCGCACAUUCAAAACAACAAAAAGCCAAUUCCGAAGCCCUUUCCUCUACAGACUUGAAGCCCACUUAUCAAAGAUUAAGGCCAAAGCGGAUGCAAGAACUGGAACACAGAGAAGCUCAUUUUGUAUAGGAUAACAAAACCUUUCUGGAACUAUUACUAUACAUCUUUUGAAGGGGGACUUUUUCCUAGAAGAUUUCACCUUUGUGCCAUAUAUUAGAAUUAUUUUUUAUACAUACAUGUACAGAAUUUUUAAAAUAUCGGAUGUAAAAAAAGCUGUGAAAGAAUAAUGAAGUUGAGUUUUUAAUUGAUUACAUUUUUGUUAAAGAGUAUUUAAAUGCAUUCCAAAUAUAAAAACAACUAACAGGUGCACUUGGAAAGCCCUAUAACCGAAUUCGAAGUGUGGAACUGUGCCCUUGCUUCUGGAAGACAACUUGGUAUGCUUGGGUGCAGCAAUGGCAGGAGCCAUUUCUCAGAAUAAAUGAUUUACUAAAGACUGCAGGGUAUAAAAUACAGCUACUUAAAUUAAGAAUAAACCAAAGCUUGAAGCAUUGCUCUAAUUGUCUGUACCCACCCCCACCCCCGCCCUAGUUUGUGCAAUGAAAUACUUUGCUCCUGAAUAGAGUGCUUACUGGAAAACAUGGCCUUUGUAUUGCAUGUAUGUGUAUUAUAUGACAGUGUGUUCAUCUGUUGACACUUGGUUGUCACCAGAAUGUUUAUUUGUACAGAAAAGAUGCAUUACUGAGCUUUACUAUAAAAAUAUUUAAAAGACUUUUGCAUCCUAUUAUCAAGUGGCUUAAAUGCAGAAAAACUAGCUGGUUCAGUUGCCCUUCUGUUAAAUAAAAAAAGUGUGAAAAUGGUGCUGCCAUUCCUAGUUACUAAUAAGCUAGCAUUUCACCCCGUCCCCUUGUAAUUAGCUUAUUUUAUUGCUUGAUGUAGAUUAAAUGAAGAAUGUAGGUCUAAGGUAUGGUGAAAUAAGCAAAAAUAACCAAAAGCCAGCAUUUACUAAGUGCAUCAAAUGGUUUUUCACUUUUUUGUAUGUAUUUUUAUAUGUACACUCUUUGCUUAAAAUAUACAUUAAUAUGUUAACAUUUCACUGACUCCAUGUAUUGGAUAAAGCCCAUCGUAUUGAAUAUAGAACCUCUUGAUAUGUUAAUGUAAUAUCUAUGUAUUAAUUACACUUGUGUUUCUUGACACUUUGUCUGAACAGAAGGUUGUUCCCCCACCCACCCACAUUAAAAAUAUGAAGAUAUUAA
Molecule: messenger RNA, 5866 nt
Organism: Hemicordylus capensis (graceful crag lizard)
Lineage: Eukaryota; Metazoa; Chordata; Lepidosauria; Squamata; Cordylidae
Gene: ARHGAP29
Product: Rho GTPase activating protein 29
Exons: 24
Coding region: 654-4742 (1362 amino acids)
Biological process (GO): signal transduction; activation of GTPase activity
Cellular component (GO): cytoplasm
Molecular function (GO): GTPase activator activity
Source: RefSeq, a predicted model, not a curated record